Molecule: messenger RNA, 2787 nt
Organism: Oncorhynchus gorbuscha (pink salmon)
Lineage: Eukaryota; Metazoa; Chordata; Actinopteri; Salmoniformes; Salmonidae
Product: cell cycle control protein 50A-like
Exons: 7
Coding region: 294-1406 (370 amino acids)
Biological process (GO): phospholipid translocation
Cellular component (GO): Golgi apparatus; endoplasmic reticulum; plasma membrane
Source: RefSeq, a predicted model, not a curated record
AGAGAAUCAAAGGGGCGUGCUCUUUACCUGAUCACGUGCAACAUCCUCGGAUUAAUAGAAAUUUCCUGAUUUAUUCUCAUAACUGCCUACUUUCGCUCUCACGGUAACUCGAAAUUCCCACCAAAGUAAAUCCACAAUGUUUUGUAUUUUUUUUUAAUGAUUACAUUUAACGCUACGUAACAUUAUCGAGAAGAUAACGGGUUGAUUCACUUAGAAACGAAAGUUUACUCGCGACAGCCAGCUGUCACUGUUGUUGACAGUGUGGAUUAUUUUGUUCGACGAGAACUGCAGACAUGAUGGCGUCUAGCUACAACGCUAAGGAAGAGGACAGACACCAGCCUGGUGCUACGGGCCAUGUAGGCGAAGGAACUAUGACAAAUAAAAUGCCUGACAACACUGCGUUCAAACAGCAAAGACUGCCCGCUUGGCAACCUAUUUUGACAGCCGGCACUGUUCUUCCUGCUUUCUUUGUAAUUGGUCUCAUCUUCAUCCCCAUCGGCGUUGGGCUUUUCGUGACCUCAAACAACAUCAAAGAGUUCGAGAUUGAUUACACUGGUGUUGACAUGUCAAGUCCGUGCUACAACUGUUCUCAAAGCUACAGCUGGAACAACACAAAGUCAUGCACCUGUUCUGUACCCUUCUCUCUGGAUCAACCAUUUGAGAGUAAUGUCUUCAUGUACUACGGAUUGUCCAACUUUUAUCAGAAUCACAGACGCUAUGUGAAGUCCAGAGAUGACAGCCAGUUAAACGGAGAUAAGACUUCUCUACAGAGCCCCAGCAAGGAAUGUGAGCCGUACCGCAGCAGUGACAAUCCUAUUGCUCCAUGUGGUGCUAUCGCCAAUAGCCUCUUCAAUGACACUCUGGAGCUCUAUUACAUUGACCCCAAUGGCUCCAGAACCGCAAUUCCUCUGGUAAAGAAGGGUAUUGCAUGGUGGACGGACAAGCAUGUCAAAUUCAGGAACCCCAGUGGAAACAACAACCUCACUGUAGUUUUCCAAGGCACAAGCAAACCUGUGAACUGGAGAAGGCCUGUCUUUGAGCUGGACCCAUCAGACUCUGACAACAAUGGCUUCAUCAAUGAGGAUUUCAUUGUGUGGAUGAGGACUGCUGCCCUGCCCACCUUCCGCAAGCUGUACCGCAUCAUCCAGAAGAAACCCAACAACAUGACCCCCACGUUGCCCCGAGGAGAAUACAUCCUGGAGGUCACCUACAAUUACCCUGUGCGAAGCUUCGAUGGUAGGAAGCGCAUGAUUCUGAGCGCCAUCUCCUGGAUGGGUGGCAAAAACCCCUUCCUGGGCAUUGCUUACAUCACUGUGGGCUCUGUCUGCUUCUGCCUGGGCUUAGUCCUCCUCAGCAUCCACUACAGAUAUGGCAAACGUAACAACAGUGCAGAUAUUUCCAGCUGAAGGCCUUGCUCAUAUGGAGACCCUACCUCCUCCUCCCUCUGCAUGCCUGGGUCUAGCCACCACUAGUUUUCCCUGCUCUGGACUGCUUGCUGAUUUAGCCUGGAGGCACUGCUCUGUGUUUGUUAAUGUUUGUUUUGUGUUGUAAUGUUAGCUCACUCAUUCCCACCUCCAGUGGAAGGCUGCAGUCAGGUGUUUUUUCAGAAGGGUGCUUAUAUAUAAUUUCAGCAUGUUCUAGAUAUCUGUUGUAAAGAACUUACACCAUUGCGGAUUCUCGUGACAAAGGUCUGUUCUACACAAUAUAUGUCUGUAAUAUUGUGCCCUCCUGAAAAAGGCCUGUGUGUGUGUGUGUGUGUGUGUGUGUGUGUGUGUGUGUGUGUGUGUGUGUGUGUGUGUGUGUGUGUGUGUGUUACACCCUGUAAAUGAAUGGGAUGAGACACACAAAGGCUCUGGGAGCUUAGGAUACUGUGUCUUUGUACAAGAUGACUGCUGAAAUUGUUCUGAAGUACAUAGUGUUUGUAUUAUCUUUUUAUCUUAUCUCAAAAGACAACAUGUAUAUUAUUUGAGCAAUGUAUGUUGUAUGGCUUGAUGGCACUAUUUUAAUGUAAGUUCCACACACAUUUAUUCUGUAAUAUUUCCUGUUUGAAUGUACUAAUGUUUUUAAUUUACAUACCUCUGAGGCAAUUUCAAACAGAUUUGAAUUGGGGGAAAAGUUCAUAGACAUGUUGAUUGUUUAAGGAUAUAAGCAGUUAUUGAUUUGAUCGAAUAAAUGUUCACUAAUCGAUUUUAUUGCUACUCAACAAAAGAGAUCUUAUUGAGAUUGGUUUGUCAAUGUUUAUCACAUUUUGAUCAAUUACUGUAUUGGUCAAACUGGUUUUCUCUAGUAUGGUAUGUGUGAAAUCCUAUUUUGUCCUCUUAGGAUACAGCCAUAGCCAACUUGAUCUGAAGGUUUUAUGGACCAAUGCUGUUGACGUUGUCUCUACAAUGGAACUUUUUGACUUGACUAUCAAAAUGAAUUUUAAAACAUUUAACAAGCUUCAUUUCAAUGUUGACCAAAUGCUAUGCAUUUUAAAAGUGUUACAUUUGUUAUGCAGUACUUGAAUUUUUAUUUAGGUUUUGUUUUUUAAAGCUAAUUCUGCCCUUUAUUCUUUAAUAUAUUGCGUUGGAUAAUCUGCUGAUGUUUCAAAAGUGAAUCAAAUGUGAAAAAUGGUAUUUGCAAGUUAUUUAUUGGUUUUUAUUUCCCUCAUCAAUGUUAAUGGAAAUGAAAUGUGAGGUGUAUUCCUGGGUGUUGCCCAAUGAUGGAAAUAAACCCUAGAAUUUGCUUGCUAUGUUCUGGCCAAUGAGGGGCUUUGCAGCCAACGAUCAGCCAUGUAAGUCCCACAUA